Messenger RNA from Aricia agestis (brown argus), 2532 nucleotides. RefSeq names its product T-complex protein 1 subunit gamma (gene CCT3). Gene Ontology annotation, molecular function: ATP hydrolysis activity; ATP-dependent protein folding chaperone; ATP binding. Bases 96 to 1715 code for a protein of 539 amino acids. The transcript has 12 exons. Gene Ontology annotation, biological process: protein folding. The record is from RefSeq and is a predicted model, not a curated record. Gene Ontology annotation, cellular component: chaperonin-containing T-complex. NCBI's taxonomy places the organism in Eukaryota, Metazoa, Arthropoda, Insecta, Lepidoptera, Lycaenidae.
AAAAAUUGAGACCACGCGAUUUGUGGUUUUCUAAAAUCUCUUUCUUUGAUUGUGACUAAUUUUACUGAAUAGAAUUUAAUUUUAUAUCUCUAAAAAUGUACGGACAACAGCCUAUUAUAGUUUUGAGUCAAAACACAAAACGUGAGUCCGGCCGGAAAGUUCAGUUGGAAAAUAUUAAUGCUGGAAAGACGAUAGCGGACGUUAUAAGAACAUGCCUCGGACCUCAGGCAAUGUUGAAAAUGUUAAUGGACCCCAUGGGCGGUAUUGUAAUGACUAACGACGGUAAUGCUAUCCUUCGAGAAAUCACCGUGCAACAUCCCGCUGCCAAAACCAUGAUCGAAAUUGCGAGAACACAGGAUGAAGAGGUUGGUGACGGCACAACGUCAGUCAUUGUUCUGGCGGGAGAAAUCCUGGCCGUCGCUGAGCCUUUCCUCGCACAAAACAUCCAUCCCACUGUCAUAAUCAGAGAGUACCGUCAGGCGUUAGAAGAUGCAGUGCAGCUGUUGCAGGAGAAGAUAUCAGUACCUGUUGAUUUGAAUGACAGAGAAAAGUUGAAGGAAGUUAUCCGCUCCUGCAUUGGCACCAAGUACAUUGGCAGAUGGGCCGACCUGGCUGUGGACAUUGCCCUGGACGCUGUCAACACUGUGACCAUCAAUGACAAUGGCAGAAUUGAAGUUGAUAUUAAAAACUACGCAAAAGUAGAGAAGAUUCCUGGUGGCACAAUCGAAGAGUCGAAAGUGCUGAAUGGUGUGAUGAUCAACAAGGACGUAACCCAUCCCAAGAUGAGGAGAUACAUCGAGAACCCCAGGAUCGUCCUGCUCGACUGUCCCCUUGAAUACAAGAAAGGCGAGAGUCAGACCAACAUUGAAAUUGUCGGGGAACAGGACUUCACUAAACUUCUGCAAUUAGAGGAGGAGCAUGUGCAGCGUCAGUGCGAAGACAUCAUCGCGCUUAAGCCAGACAUCGUGUUCACAGAGAAGGGCGUGUCCGACCUCGCACAGCACUACCUCGUGAAGGCCGGCAUUACGGCUAUCAGAAGACUCCGCAAGACCGACAACAACCGCCUGGCUCGCGCGUGCGGCGCCACCAUCGUCAACCGUACUGAGGAGCUGAAGGAGUCGGACGUGGGCACCCAGGCCGGGAAAUUCGAGAUCAAGAAGAUCGGAGACGAGUACUUCACCUUUGUGACCGAGUGCAAGAACCCUAAGGCGUGUACAAUUCUCUUGCGUGGCGCCUCCAAGGACGUGCUCAAUGAAAUCGAAAGAAAUCUCCAGGACGCCCUCCAUGUUGCUAAGAAUUUGGUGCUGAACCCGCGUCUGGUGGCGGGCGGCGGCGCGGCGGAGAUGGCGCUGUCCCUGGCGUUAGCUGCGAAGGCGCCGCACCACACGCCCUACCGUGCCGUCACGCAGGCGCUAGAGAUAAUCCCCCGCACGCUGGCACAGAACUGCGGCGCGAACACUAUCCGCGCGCUAACCGCGUUGCGCGCCAAGCACGCCGCCGGCCACAGCGGCGCGGGCAUCGACGGCGAGACGGGCGAAAUCGUGGACAUGCCCUCCAAGGGCAUAUGGGAGCCGCUAGCUGUUAAACUGCAGGUAUACAAAACAGCGAUUGAAACCGCAAUCUUGCUGCUCAGAAUAGACGACAUCGUGUCGGGAUCCAAGAAGAAGGCCGGCAACGACCCGCCCGCGCCCGCUGAAAUGGCCGCCAUGGAGUAACAAGAUGGCGGAUGCUAACAAAAUGGUGGACGCUAUAAAAAUGGCGGAAGCUACUUCUAUUUUUAAUACCCUCUAUAUUAACCAACACACUUAGCAUGAUCAUAUAAAUGUUUGCUUUCUAUGGUAGAAUAAACUGUGACUGAUUGGCAAGGGAAAUGUAUGAGAAAGCCCCUAAAAAUUGUCACUGUUUCUCGUUUUUGCCAUUUCUACUGUGGUCAUGUUAAGCCUGCAGUUAAAAUGCAUUUAUAAGCAUACGUUAGACCAAGAUAUACCUGUUUUGUUAGCAAGAGAUUGACUUUAUACACUUGUAUUGGUCAAGCCAGAAAUGCAAUGUCGGACAGGAGUAAUAUAAUAUUUAUAUUCCGCUAUACUGCCGAAGGUUAAUAUAGUUUUAAAGGCCUUACAAUUAAUGCUUAGUUGUACGUUAGUUAUAAUUUGAGUUACACGUUUAUAAACUCAGAUUUGAGUCUAUUAAAAUAUAUUUAUUAUACAUUUCGCUAAUACAUUCAAUCCAUUUUAAUAACAUUAAAGAUAAAAGAUAACACUUCUUUCAUAAAAGUAAGGUAAAAAGGUGGAUUAAAAGGAACAAUAACUUAAGUACAUUUGUAAUAUUUGAUAAAGAUUUUAAAUAAUUUGUAUUGCAACUUAGGAACACUAAAGUUUUGGAAAAACUUGUAACUUUUUGUUAAACUUCAAAUUGUCACAUUUUUCGCCUUUAUUCUAAGCUUAUUUCUGAUACGUUCUGGUAACACUAGCAUUUAUUUCUAAAUAUUAUAUUAAUUAUAGUAUUAUUUGUGAUUAAAUGCGCUUAAAACUA